Messenger RNA from Lodderomyces parapsilosis, 936 nucleotides. RefSeq lists its product as uncharacterized. The transcript has a single exon. The coding region runs from base 1 to 936 and encodes 311 amino acids. NCBI's taxonomy places the organism in Eukaryota, Fungi, Ascomycota, Pichiomycetes, Serinales, Debaryomycetaceae. The record is from RefSeq and is a predicted model, not a curated record.
AUGUACGUCGAACAUCGAAAUCAAGUACACCAGCAAUCUACAGGCAAUUCCGUUCAUGAGUCAGUACCACCACAUAGUUUGCGACACAGCACCAAUACCACUACUACCGCUGCCACGUAUUUUCCUAUAAUGUAUCCACCUUCAUCAAUGUCUCCCUCACCAAAGCCAUCAUCAUCGUCGUCACCAAAUUCCCAAUUGCCCAAACUACAGACAUCAGGAUUUUCUAAUUAUGCCCAUGAAAAGCAACACCCGGAGUCUGCCACUACUAUAACCCCUUCAUCUACAUCACGUUUGCACCCAUCCUCAGCAACAACAACAACAGCUCAGUCGUCACCGCUGAGAUCGUCACCCAUUUUGAAUUCUGAGAAUAAAAUAUGUCAGUGGUAUUGUUGUUCGUGUGGUCAAUCAUAUGGUUCAGUUUUGUACAAGGAUGACUAUAUCAAACAAAAGGAAGUUACCGAACGUCCUGAAGUUGCAAAUGGGUACCGCACAGAGCAACCACCAACACAAUCUACACGCAAUUAUAUUUUUGACAGUUUGAAAUAUUACAGUCAGGUUGUUUACCGAGACCAUAAACACGCAUUGUCGAAUUCACCCACAUUGGUCAAGGCUGAUGAUUACUUUGAAUGUAAAAAUGGACAAACAAAUGGUGAUUAUAGUCAUAACCAUUAUUCAAAUCAGCUGCAACUGCUGCAACAACUGCAACUGCUGCAGCAACAACAACAACCUGAAACGAUAGAUACACCUGAAAGUCCCAGGUUGAACCCUCACACACCACUUGUUUCACCACUACUGUUGGAUUUGAAUUGCAGCUCAACUAGUUUGAUUGAGUAUCAAGAUAGAGCAAUCUUGAGUAUUCCUAAUAGAUUUACCUGCCACAGAUGCGACCACAUGAUGUGCCCUUAUUGUUUAAAGUUGAGAUUGAAAGAUAUAUGA